Messenger RNA from Bombus impatiens (common eastern bumble bee), 2460 nucleotides. It is a transcript of the gene aos, whose product is annotated as protein giant-lens. Lineage: Eukaryota; Metazoa; Arthropoda; Insecta; Hymenoptera; Apidae. Bases 1211 to 2161 code for a protein of 316 amino acids. The record is from RefSeq and is a predicted model, not a curated record. The transcript has 4 exons.
GAAGGGGGACUCAUUCAUGUUUUGCCUCUAGCUGUUACAAGUCCAGUCGAACGAAUAGUAUACGCUUGUGCAGCACGAAUGUUGCGAGCCGUUUAACCUCGGACUAAAUCGAAUCGCAUUGCAAAACGUAAAUCACGUCAACAACGCAAGCCGCAAGACGUAGGACGCGAGACGUAGGACGCAGGACGCAAUACGUAGGACGCAGGACGCAAGACGUAGGACGCAGGACGCAAGACGUAGGACGCAGGAGGCAAGACGUAGGACGCAGGACGCAAGACGCAAGACGUAGGACGCAAGAUGCAAGACGUAGGACGCAAGACGCAAGGACGUAGGACGUAGAACGUAGGACGUAGAACGUAGGACGUAUGAUAAAGAAGAUAGAACGUGGAGAACGCAAGGACACAAAAAAUACAGUGCGAGAUAGAGCGUGUGUAGCGAUCGAGUAGAACGUAAUUGUUUCGGCGAGCGUGCAACGUCAGCCACGUUGCUGUUCACUGCCGGUGAAUGUGUUUUCUCAUUGAGUGCGAUAACGCGAAGAACCGGAAAAUUCAGUUUCACGUUCGAAAGAACGAGUUAGAUUGGAAGCUCUGUUUGGAUUCGUUGGAUGGGCAACCGCGAUGCAACCUUUGCAAAGUGUUCCGACUUUUGUAAAGUGACGUUUAGUUUUUGAUCGUUAUAAGAGCGAACGUAUCGAACGAUCUCGUUCUUCUAUGGAUUUUACUGCUACGUUAUGUAUCCAGCAUCGAUAAACAAAGUCGACAAGUACACAUUUUGACUAAUUUGUGCGAUCGAGUUGGAAGCUGUAAGAAACAAGUUGAAAGCUCUAGAAAGAAUGUUUUGAAAGCAUUAUUAAAUUCUACGAUAUUCGGUAUAUAGAGUAUCGUUAGGUUUAUUGGAACGGCAUAAGAAAGGACGAGAGUCAACUAGUCGUUCGAUAGACGGUAGAUAGUGGUCGAAUGGAUAGUAGUACUGUAUGCAUAGAUGGACGAUGGAGAAGGAAUAAUACUUGCGACGAACAGCAGUGCUGCUACUAAUAUAGCUGCUCAUAUAUAGUGAGAUAUAUGAACGCGUAUGUAAAUUUACACGCAUAUGCUGUUCCUCAUGUCCGAAUGUAUUGCGUGGUUAAUGCUGUUAUCUUGAUUUCUCAUUUUCCAUUCUAUUCGAUAAUCGGCAACUGCAUUGUUUACAUCGUGGUCUGGAUAUUUGUUGGAUGAUCGGUGAUCGUCGCGAGAGGCAGGAAGGAUCGCGUGCGCGCGAAAGGAUGGCCGAUUUGAUCUGUUUCUUGCUAGCAAUGUUCGGGCAAUUGCUGGUUCGCGAGAGCAAGGGUAGUCUCCUUGGCGUAGAGCUCGAUGAAACCGGUGAAAAAUUUCUCAACGAGUAUUUGUCUCUCGAUGAUGGCAAGCAUCUGGCCGAGUUACAGGAGUUUGAAGAUACAGCGAUCGAACUCGAUUUGAUCGAUCAGAAAGAGAAACAUCGACCGACGUUACAUCAGCCGCCCAGGGUGCUCUACCAAAUCGGGGACAGCGAAGACGAAUUGCCCGAGUGUUUGGACCGAAGCCAAGUUUGUAGCAAGGUGGAUUUAUACGGAUCACCGUGGGUCGAGAGACAAUGUCGUUGCCCGGAUGGUCGUACCUGCCCCAGCAGUUUGCACGGAGACGACGGCCACACGAUAGUCGAUAAAACAAGGCAGUACAAGCUUUGCGAGCCGGUGAAACGUCUACCCAUCUGUCGUUACUUCAAAGACGUCACCUGGACUUUAGCUCCUGGAGGGGGCCCGGCGAACGCGACGGUUCAGCGAGUUUAUUGCCGAUGUCGGCCAGGCAGCGUACCUUAUCUAGUUCGAAGGCAGGCUUACAGGUCUGCGGAGGGAAGCCCAGGUUUUAUAUACGCAUUCGCCUGUUCUCCGCAAAGCAGACUUCGUUGUCAGCAUAAGGAACCUUGCCGACUGUUCACCGUACGAAAGAGACGGAGCUCGCAACUCGAAGAGGUAAAUGCAUCGCCUCUUUGCCAGUGUCCAAAAGGUCAUCGAUGUCCAAGGAGACACACAGAUCCAGGAUCGCUGCCAGCAAGAUCUUACUCCGGCAUCUUGGAGAUUAAAACGUACAGCGGAUACUGCGUACCUUCGCAGUCGCAUCAUUCCGAAGCGGUUUAUAACGUGUGACUAGCAGCAGUUUCAAAGGUGUCGCGCUAACGUAUCACGAAACGAGGGAGAAGUUGAAUUUGUGAUAUUUGCGGCCGUACGCGCAUAGUCCAAUUCGAAAACUUUCAAAGCGUUCUCUAGACUCUCUAACGAGCACGAACAGAAGCUGAUGUUUGCUUCGAGGCACCUAUAAGACUAUUACUAGGUAAAAUUAUUAGUGGUUGCCUCGACUGAUUUCCGUUCGUUCGGAGUUUUAAAUAUAAGUUUACCGUCCAUUCGUAGAAACCUAUGAAACGUAUUAAAAGUUGAAACUUGCAACA